AUGCCAGAUUCAUCACAGAAUUUACCACCUUCAUCAACAACAUCAUCAACAACAACAACAACAACAACAACUCCAGCAGCAACGACAAUACCAUUAACAAAUUAUAAUUAUUAUUUUUUACUUAAAACUGAGAAUAUUGAACCAUUAAUAGACAUAGUUAAUCGAAUUAAUCAAGAAAUCAAUGAUAAUCAAAAAUUAAUCCAUUCAUUAUGUUUACAAAUUGAUAAUCAUGGCAAAUUCCCUAAAACUAUAUCAAAUUUAAACACCAACACCAAAACCAACACCAAUCCAUCUUUAGUACUGUCAAUUGAUGAUCCAUUACGUUAUUUACUUGAAUAUAAAUAUAACAUCACUUCUAAUCCAACACCUAAUAAUAAUAAUAAUGGUGGUGGUGGUGCUGAAGAUGAUUAUAAACAAUCAUUAAUUAAUGAUAUUAAUCAAUUACGCCAAUUACAACAAAAUAAACAUUUAAAAAAUCAACAAUUAUUAUCAAUAAUUGAUGAUUAUGAACAAGAAAUCAUUAUUGAAAUUUUACCAGGAUUAAGAAAAUUAAUUAAACAUGAUUAUUAUAAUGAUAAUGAUGAUAAUAACAUUCAAGGUCGUCAAGGUUGUCAAAAAGAUAUUUUAUUGGUUAAAAAACAAUUUUUUUUAAUUAAUAAAUUAAUUUAUGAAAAAUAUCAAUUAUAUAUUAAAAGAAUUUAUAAAUUAAUUAAAUUUAUUAAAAUUAUGAUUAAUUAUAUAAUUAAAAUGAAAAAACAAAUUUUAAAAUUGAAAAAAUUGGAAAUUAUAAAUGAGAUCAAAACUAUGAAACAACAACAACAACAACAACAACAAAAGAAAGAAAUGAACGAAAUUUCACAGAAUAACAAAGGAUAA
Messenger RNA from Candida dubliniensis CD36, 876 nucleotides. RefSeq lists its product as uncharacterized. The coding region runs from base 1 to 876 and encodes 291 amino acids. The record is from RefSeq and is a predicted model, not a curated record. The transcript has a single exon. Lineage: Eukaryota; Fungi; Ascomycota; Pichiomycetes; Serinales; Debaryomycetaceae.